This is a messenger RNA of Psammomys obesus (fat sand rat), 309 nucleotides long. RefSeq names its product gamma-crystallin C. The record is from RefSeq and is a predicted model, not a curated record. Gene Ontology annotation, molecular function: structural constituent of eye lens. The annotation marks the transcript as partial. NCBI's taxonomy places the organism in Eukaryota, Metazoa, Chordata, Mammalia, Rodentia, Muridae. Gene Ontology annotation, biological process: visual perception; lens development in camera-type eye. The transcript is spliced from 2 exons.
AGCGACUCCAUCCGCUCCUGCCGCCUCAUCCCCCACACAGGCUCCCACAGGAUGCGGCUGUAUGAGAAAGAAGACCACAAAGGCCUCAUGAUGGAGCUGAACGAGGAUUGCUCCUCUAUCCAGGACCGCUUCCAUCUCAGUGAGGUGCGCUCGCUGCACGUGCUGGAGGGCUGCUGGGUCCUCUACGAGAUGCCCAACUACCGAGGCCGGCAGUACCUGCUGAGGCCUCAGGAGUACCGGCGCUACCACGACUGGGGCGCUGUAGACGCUAAGGCGGGCUCUUUGCGGAGAGUGGUCGAUUUAUACUAA